CACAACAUGGUUUCCUGAAAGGGAAAUCAACAAAUACUGCCAUCUAUCAAUUUGUAAAUAUGAUACUCCAGGAAUUUGAGAAGAAAAAUGUAACUAUUGGCAUGUUUUUAGAUCUUAGCAAGGCCUAUGACUGCGUGAACCUCAAAUAUUUACUGAUAAAACUUGAAAAAUAUGGUAUAAGAGGAAAAGCACAUAAGUGGAUUGAAUCUUACCUCCUAGAGAGAAAACAACAGGUCAUUAUUAAUGAAAACAGAUCCAAGAUUGUAGUCAAAGAAAGAGGCCUAGCACAAGGCAGUAAUGCAGGUCCCAUUUUCUUCAUCAUUUACAUUAAUGACCUUAUCAUGGAUGGAAUGGUGAACUAUGUGGACGACACCAACAUAUUGGUUUCUGGAAAGACGCUAUCAGAGGUAACUGAGGAGGCAGGGGCCAGUUUGUCUGGAAUCUGUAGUUGGUUCAAUAGGAAUGAAUUGGCACUGAAUGCAUCAAAGACAAAUAUCAUGGUGUUUAGAACGAAGAAUUCCCGAAUUAAUCUGGGUGAUAGCAUAAACCUGAAUGGUGAGGAAAUGAAACCUGUUCCUGAGACAAGAUUCCUGGGAGUUCACAUUGAUGAGUUCUUAGACUGGAACAAUCAUGUGGAAAAAACUGGGUUGAGACUGAGUAGCAUUGGAUAUGGAAUCAGGGUGGUGUCAAGAUAUAUGGACGAGAAAACAUUGAAAAUACUGUACCAUGCUAACUUUGAAUCUGUACUAAGAUAUGGGAUUGUGUUCUGGGGAUGCAGCUCCAGUAUACAGCUCCUUUUCAUUAUACAGAAAAGAACCAUAAGAGCACCAGGAUGAAUUCAGGUCCAACUAUGUCCAUGGAUAUAAUACAAGGACGACGAACCUCACUUAUCCGUCUCAUCGGCUUACAAGUACAGAAAAAGGUCCCUAUUAUAUGUGCUUAAAACUUUACAAUAAACUACCAAAUACAUGCAGAUUGUCUAGCCUGAUAAAAUUCAAACAUACUAUAAGGAAACUCCUGAUUAAACUGGAACCAUAUUCACUUGGCGAUUUUUUAAAUUGUAACAACUUGCCAGAGUUUGUUUAAAUUGUAUAUACUUACAUGCUGAAUGCUGAUAUUGACAUCAUUUCAUUCCUCUCUAUGUAAUUUUACCUGGAGAUGAUUUGAAAUAAAGGAAUUAUUUAUUUA
Molecule: messenger RNA, 1188 nt
Organism: Coccinella septempunctata (seven-spotted ladybird)
Lineage: Eukaryota; Metazoa; Arthropoda; Insecta; Coleoptera; Coccinellidae
Exons: 2
Coding region: 60-836 (258 amino acids)
Source: RefSeq, a predicted model, not a curated record